Meloidogyne enterolobii is the source of this 301-nucleotide messenger RNA. NCBI's taxonomy places the organism in Eukaryota, Metazoa, Nematoda, Chromadorea, Rhabditida, Meloidogynidae. The record is from the annotation of a GenBank genome assembly.
UUUCCGCAACCUUUUCUCUUCAGCAAGGUGGUGGUGGUGGAGGAGGAACAACAAUCUUGGGACAACAACAACAACACAACAUCUUUAUUAUUUUUCUUCAACAUCUUCAACUCCACUCAACCCAAAGGCUACCCGUGAAAAGAUGACUCAAAUCAUGUUUGAGACAUUCAACACGCCUGCCAUGUAUGUUGCCAUCCAAGCCGUUCUUUCUUUGUAUGCUUCUGGACGUACUACUGGAAUUGUUCUUGACUCUGGAGAUGUUCCAAUUUAUGAAGGUUAUGCUUUGCCACACGCAAUCUAG